Odobenus rosmarus divergens (Pacific walrus) is the source of this 819-nucleotide messenger RNA. It is a transcript of the gene RSPH1, whose product is annotated as radial spoke head 1 homolog (Chlamydomonas). The transcript is spliced from 8 exons. Bases 1 to 819 code for a protein of 272 amino acids. Lineage: Eukaryota; Metazoa; Chordata; Mammalia; Carnivora; Odobenidae. The record is from RefSeq and is a predicted model, not a curated record. Gene Ontology annotation, biological process: axoneme assembly; spermatid development. Gene Ontology annotation, cellular component: motile cilium; nucleus.
AUGUCGGACCUGGGCUCGGAGGAGUUGGAGGAGGAGGGCGAGAAUGAUCUUGGGGGAGUGUACAAAUUUAAAAACGGUGCUCGGUAUAUUGGAGAAUACGUUAAAAAUAAAAAGCAUGGUCACGGCACUUUUAUAUACCCAGAUGGAUCAAGAUAUGAAGGGGAGUGGGCGGACGACCAAAGGCACGGUUACGGCAUCUACUACUACGUCAAUAAUGACACCUACACGGGGGAGUGGUUUGCUCACCAAAGGCAUGGGCAAGGCACCUAUUUCUACGCAGAGACGGGCAGUAAGUACGUAGGUACCUGGGUGAAUGGACAGCAAGACGGUGCAGCUGAACUCAUUCACCUGAACCACAGGUACCAGGGCAAGUUCUUGAACAAAAACCCUGUCGGCCCUGGAAAGUACGUGUUUGAUAUCGGAUGUGAGCAGCAUGGGGAGUACCGUCUAACACAUGCGGAAAGAGGAGAAGAGGAAGAGGGGGAGGAGACGACGACGAUGACCGUGGUUCCCAAAUGGAGGGCCACCAAAAUCACAGAGCUGGCUCUGUGGUCCCCAACCCUCCCCAACGAGCAGCCACCUACGGACGGGCCUGGCCCAGAAGAAGCUCCAGGACCCGAGGGCGGUGGGGAGCUCUCGGAGGAGGGCCAGCCUCUGGCAGAUGUUUCUGAGGGGGAGACCGACUCCAUGAGGCCUGGGGAAGACGACGGAGAUGGCACCCGGGAGGAGGGCCGAGAGGAUUUCCGAUAUGAUGCCAUCGACCAGGGAAUUGUUAGUUUUGAAGAAGAAGAAAGUAAACAGUCAGAACUACUAGAGUGA